Molecule: messenger RNA, 2496 nt
Organism: Papilio machaon (common yellow swallowtail)
Lineage: Eukaryota; Metazoa; Arthropoda; Insecta; Lepidoptera; Papilionidae
Gene: Gclc
Product: glutamate--cysteine ligase catalytic subunit
Exons: 11
Coding region: 24-2033 (669 amino acids)
Biological process (GO): glutathione biosynthetic process
Cellular component (GO): glutamate-cysteine ligase complex
Molecular function (GO): glutamate-cysteine ligase activity
Source: RefSeq, a predicted model, not a curated record
UAUUUUUGUAUUGGUGUUAGUAGAUGAACAUUUUUUCUAUAUUUCCAAGGAAAAAUUUAGUUUUUAGUAACAUCAAAAGUUUGCUUAAAGCUAGGACGUGCUUUCAACGAAUUCAAGUUGUAAAUAUGGGUUUGCUGACUGAAGGUAGCCCUCUUUCAUGGGAAGAAACAAAGGCGUUGGCAGAACACGUGCGUCAACACGGAAUAGAACAAUUUAUUAACUUAUACAGUAAACUGCGAGAACGGACUGGAGAUGUUUUAAAAUGGGGAGAUGAGGUUGAAUACAUAAUAGUAAAAUUUGAUGAUGAAAAUGAACGUGCUACUGUCAGUUUGAGAGCUGAUGAUCUGUUACCAAAACUGCAAGAAAAGGAGCAUGCAGAUCCACAGAAUGUUAAAUCAUUAUGGCGUCCUGAGUAUGGAGCAUACAUGAUCGAAGGCACUCCGGGAAAACCUUAUGGUGGCUUAUUAGCUCAUUUUAAUAUUGUAGAAGCAAAUAUGCAAUAUCGUAGAGCUGAAGCCAGUACACUGUUAAAUAAUGGAGAAGUGAUAAUGAGUAUCACAAAUUUCCCAAGAUUAGGUUGCCCAAACUUUACAAGUCCACCAUUUACCCCCAACCCAAAGACUGGAGUAACUCUAUCCCAUUACUUCCCUGAUGAAGCAAUUUUUCCGGGACAUCCUCGUUUUAAAACAUUAACAUCGAAUAUAAGAGAGCGAAGAGGGGAAAAAGUAGCUAUUAACAUACCAAUUUUUAAGGAUUUAAAUACUAAAAUACCAGUGGACAACUCUCAUGUCCUGGAGCCAGGGAUAGCUUUACCGGACUGUGUGUACAUGGAUGCCAUGGGCUUCGGCAUGGGCUGCUGCUGCCUGCAGCUCACAUUCCAGGCUUGCUGCAUCACUGAAGCACGGACAUUGUAUGAUCAGCUUGCACCGCUAUGUCCUAUCAUGUUGGCACUGUCCGCGGCAUCUCCGAUAUACCGCGGCUUCCUGACCGACGUCGACUGCCGCUGGAACGUAAUCUCGGCCUCAGUGGACUGUCGCACGCGCGAGGAGCGCGGCAUUGAACCACUCAAGACCAAUAAGUUCCGCAUACAGAAGUCCAGAUACGAUUCCAUUGAUUCGUAUCUAUCACCGGAUCAUGAAAAAUAUAACGACAUUCCGAUAGUGCACGACGCUGCGAUAUACCGGCGGCUGCGCGAGGGUGGCAUCGACCACCCGCUGGCUCUGCACGUCGCACACCUCUUCAUCCGCGACACCGUCUCUCUCUUCUCGGAGAAGAUUAAUCAGGAUGACAAGAAUGACACCGAUCAUUUUGAAAACAUCCAGUCGACGAACUGGCAGACGAUGCGUUUCAAGCCGCCGCCGCCCAACUCGUCUAUCGGGUGGCGCGUGGAGUUCCGACCGUGCGAGGCGCAGCUCACCGACUUCGAGAACGCCGCCUACGUCUGCUUCGUGGUGCUGCUCACGCGCGUCAUACUCUCCUACAGACUCAACUUUGUCAUGCCCAUCAGCAAGGUGGACGAGAACAUGCAGCGCGCACAGCGACGCGGCGCCUGCCUGUCGGAGCGGUUCUGGUGGCGCCGCGACGUGGGCGCGCCCGCAGCGCCCGGCCUCACGCCGCACGCGCCCGACGCCAGCGACCAGUACGCUGAGAUGUCUAUUGACGAAAUCGUCAAUGGCAAGGAGGGCAUAUUCCCCGGGCUGAUCCCGCUGAUCGAGUCGUACCUGUCGGGCAUGGACGUGGACGCGGACACGCACUGCUCCGUGCAGCAGUACCUCAAGCUGAUCCAGCGACGUGCACACGGCGACAUCGCCACUAUGGCCGCUUGGAUGCGCCACUUCGUCACCUCGCACCCGCAAUACAAUAAAGACUCAGUAGUGUCAGAGAAGAUAAAUUACGACCUCCUGAAGACAGCGCACGGCAUCCAGACGGGCAAGAUCCCCGCGCCCUCGCUGCUAGGCACCAGCAACGUCUCCAAGACCAACGAAGACAUUCCUAAGGCGUUCAGCAAAAUGAUGAGCAAGGACUGCCCCUAGCCGGCGCUCUAGUGCCUCCCACUGCAGUGCAAUCAACAAGUACUUGUUACAACAUACUAGUGCACGAUAACAUGACGCCUGUCCUAUGACGUCACUACAGGGUUAUGUACGCUGUACAAAAAAGUUAAGUAAUGUUACCUCAGAUGAACGAAAAACGUGUAAAUGUGAAUUUACAGAAGGCUAAAAUAUCAAAUACUUGUUUUAUGUUUUUAAACGAUUUUGGUGCCAUAAGUUGCCCGUCAGAUACUAGUUGCUUUUUAACUCUUGAAAUAAUGCAUUAAUGCUCGAUAAACAAAGAGUUAAAUGAUGAAAGUUUUUACAUCGUAUUCCACAUGGGUCUCAUGUUAUUGUGCACACGUAGCAUUUAUCGUUGCCUUUUAUAGUUUAUACCUGACAAUUAUAUAAGUAGUUCCGAUGUUCAGCUUGAAGCGGUUAAAACGUAGAGUAUACUUAGAAAAAUAAA